ACAGCGCUCACAGGUUCAUACCUCUGUGUCACCGUAACAUGUUCUGUACAUGCUGAGAGCCUUAGCAAAAGCCCAGUUGACAUCCACAGACUGCAGUGGCAGAAAGAGAGGUAGAAAGACAGAGAGGAAAGAAUUGCUGUCACAAGACUAACUGCCAUCAGGAGGAAUCACAGAGACAUUUCUAGGAUGAAGCCCAGGUGCCUCCUCUCCACGGUGGACAGACUUCCCACCAUCAACGAGAUGCAGGAGAGCAAUGCAGAGGAUGAAGACGAGGAUGAUUCCUCACACACCAUGGAGGAGUAUGUGGACUCCAUCAGAGAGCUCUCCCAGCCGGCUCCCUACCCUCUCCACGGGCCCCUCAGGGGUCACCGCCGCUGGAUGGUGCGCACAUGCCCCGGGGUAACACCUGUGGCUCCAUCUACCUACGCACCCUGGAUUCCAGUUGAACUCUCAGAUAUAUCACUUACUUUAACUGACCAAACAAACUGCGAUUCACCACUGUGUUUUAAACAGAACCUGCUGGACAUGUUGGUUGCACAAUCCCUGUUUGCAGGCCUGGUGUGAGCCAAAGGAAGGAUUAACGGGAAGAACAGACUGGAUUUACUCAGCUACCCCUGCAGCAUGCAUGCUUUGACAUCAGCUCCACGUUGCAUGAUUAAUUUAUGUGUAAGAAGUAAUUGAGUACAGCCACUUUCCAAAAGUGAUAUGUAUUUCCUUUGAAGUGCUAAAAGAGUGCAACACAUGAAACAAAAGAUGAAAAGGGAAAAAUAUCAAGGGCAGAACAAACAAAUGAGCAGCCUGAGGUGUGAGCAAACUAAGUGGUUGCGUAGGGGCCCUCAGCCACCAGGGGGGCCCCAAACAAACGGAAAAUGUCAACUCUCUUUGGGUUUUGGGUCCCGACGAUUUCAAUAUAUUUAAGGAUACACUCCCUGAUUUUUCCUACGAGACUCAUCUGAGGGCCCAAAUAUGGAAGAUGUAAAAUUACAUUAUAAAAGUUGGGUGGAGCCCCCAAAAUGAACUGAAAAUGUGAAAUCUCUUUGGGAUCUGGAUCUUCUUUUAAAUAUUUAAUAUAUUAGAUACUUUGCUUUCAGAUGCUGCUGAGAGACCAACACUGAGGCAGAUCUAAAAUGAGUAAAUUAAAUUAAGUAAAAAGGUGAAAUCACAUCCGUAUAUGUAAAUCCUUUUUAUGUCUGCAGUGUCAUAAGGAAAUUAAUUUUUGUUUAAUAAAUAGUUUUUAUUAUGACAUGACUUUUUCAUGCUGUAAUACCUAUACCUAUAACAAUGUGUAUUGUAUUUCACUUCAUUUCCUUUUGAUUUGUUUUAAUUUAGGCAUUUUAAACAUCUUGGGCUGGCCCUGGAGAUGAGAUGAAUGAAGCAAUAAAGCACAUUCAUGAUCCCUGCACUGUACAAAAGUUUCAGUUAUAUUCUGUGUCUUUAAAAAACAUUUUGUUCAAUAUUAAAUAAAACAAUUGUGAGAAAAACAUGACUCACGCUUCA
Sander lucioperca (pikeperch) is the source of this 1497-nucleotide messenger RNA. RefSeq lists its product as uncharacterized. Bases 187 to 564 code for a protein of 125 amino acids. NCBI's taxonomy places the organism in Eukaryota, Metazoa, Chordata, Actinopteri, Perciformes, Percidae. The transcript has 2 exons. The record is from RefSeq and is a predicted model, not a curated record.